Messenger RNA from Exophiala viscosa, 1722 nucleotides. Its product is annotated as Alpha/beta hydrolase family-domain-containing protein. The record is from RefSeq and is a predicted model, not a curated record. The coding region runs from base 343 to 1602 and encodes 419 amino acids. The transcript is spliced from 2 exons. NCBI's taxonomy places the organism in Eukaryota, Fungi, Ascomycota, Eurotiomycetes, Chaetothyriales, Herpotrichiellaceae.
ACCGUCUGCUCCUUAAUAAGCCGCAAUUGACAAAGUCUGUAUCUUUCCUCUGUCUAAUGCUCGACAAUGACACCGAGAUCAUGGUGGCAGCUACAGUGAUUCUCUUCUUGGACGAUAUGAGCUUCACAGCAGUCACUGAAGGCCCUUCAAUGGUACGAAAUGGCGGCAAUGCGCCCUCCACAUCCACUCCGCAGGUUACACGAACCUCGGCGUUCGGGACUCCAUAAGGCUCAAAUACCCGGCAAUUACAUUCACAGUCCACACCGUCCAUAUCAAAGCACUCCGCCGAUGUGAGCCUCCUCUUCAAUCACUGGCGCAUAGCUGGUGAAACCCUCCUAGAAAAUGUCGUCCUUUACUAUCGUCGAGCACAAGAUUCCAAGUCAACACGUUCGAGAAUACCCACGAGCGUUGGCUGGCUCGCAAGAGGAUGUACUACAUUUGGCUGUCAAGCAAUAUAUACCCAAGGAUAAUCCCAAUCCUCAACCCGGCGAUGUGACGAUAAUAGGCGCGCAUGCGAAUGCAUUUCCAAAAGAGCUAUAUGAGCCAUUAUGGGACGAUAUCCACGCUCGGUCGAAGAAAAGCGGCUUUCGCAUCAGAAGCAUAUGGAUCGCGGACGUUGCGCAGCAAGGUCAAAGCAGCGUCUUGAACGAGAAGCAGCUGGGAAACGAUCCCGGCUGGAACGACCAUCCUCGAGAUCUGCUUCAUAUGAUUAACACAAUGCGAGAUCAAAUGCCUCGACCUCUGAUAGGCGUAGGCCACUCAAUGGGUGGAAAUCAUCUUGUCAACCUCGCCUACAUUCACCCACGCCUCCUAACCACGCUCAUCCUCAUUGACCCCGUCAUCCAAAUAUACUCCAGCGUAGCGCCGCAUAUUGGGCCCAGUCCCGCCCGUCUCUCCACCUUCCGGCGCGAGGUAUGGCCAUCCCGAGAAGAAGCCGCAAAAUCAUUCAAAUCAAGUAAAUUCUAUCAAGCCUGGGACCCGAGAGUUCUCGAUCGUUGGGUACAAUACGGUCUCCGCGACAUGCCCACAUACCUCCACCCGGAAGAGCCACCCAAAGUGACGUUAACAACCCCUCUCCACCAAGAAGUCUUCACAUUCUUGCGCCCCAAUUACGAAGGGUACGGGAACAACGGCAAGCCCGUCAAUCGCAAAACACAUGCCGACCUGAACUCCGCUCUCCCUGGCACUACCCCGUUCUACCGCUCCGAAGGCCCGCAAGCAUUCUUCCGACUUGAAGAACUACGCCCCAGUGUCCUAUAUAUAUUUGGCGGCAAAUCCGACGUGGGCACGCCCGACGCCUGCAAAGCCAAGAUGGCCUACACUGGAGUCGGUGUUGGUGGCAGUGGAGGUGAACCUGCCGGACGGGUAAGUAGUGUGUUGUUCGAAGACGUCGGACAUCUCAUUGCCAUGGAGGCUGUCGACAGAACCGCUGAUCAUACCGCCGCGUGGUUGGGCAGCGAAAUGAAGAUUUGGAAAGACGAUGAAGACGAGCACAAUCGUACCUGGGGCUCUAAAUCACUUCGUGAAAAACAGACUGUGGACGAACAGUGGAAGAAGGCGCUAGGUGGUCCGAUGAGGAAACCCACGAAGGAGAAAUUAUAGUGUUUCUGGGCCCCUUUUUGUCUCCAAUCUAGACCCGAUUCUGGUCGUCCUGCGUAGUAACAGCCAGAGAUGAUAGAUUCAAUUGACACUCAGUGAAAGAUUUGUUGCAUAAUAUAUCGU